AUGGAGAACAACACUACCUCUCCCCUGUAUAUCACUGAAGUUGACAACGACAGUACAACGACGGAAACGUUGCUCGCUAUCAAUCUUUACAAUGACCCAGUUAGUAUGAAAAUAUGUUUCGGAUUCAUCGGCGUUAUUGGAAUGCUCGGGAACCUGCUGGUCGUUGUUGUGUUUCUCCGUAAGGCCUACGCCAGCUCCAAUGGGCUGGGCAGCACUAAUAUAUUCAUGCUAAACCAAUCUUUGCUUGAUUUAGUCAGCUCGAUUUUAUUGAUUGCGAACUUGAUUGUGGUAAGGUAUGUGCCCGAUGGUCUGAAGGGGGACAUUUUCUGUAAGCUGUGGGUUUCGAGUAAAUAUCCCAUGUGGGCUUGCUUCUUGGGAUCGACUUUUAACCUGGUGCUUUUGACCCUUGAGCGGUAUUGCGCAAUAGUUCACCCUAUCAUCCACCACACGCGAUUUACACCGAAGAAAGCCAAGGUUAUGGUAUGCAUUGUCUGGCCGUUCUGUUUCAUCUAUGAACUACACUGGGCGAUGGUGCACGUCAACGACAACAGAGGGGGCUGUCUGCCGAUCCGUUGGAAGUACUUAUAUAUUGUCGGUACCGUUAUCUUAAUUUUCCAAUACUUGAUCCCCCUGUUUAUAAUGGUGUUCUCCUACGUCGCAAUUUUACGAGUAGUCAGGCGCCAAAGUCGAGUGAAACCAAACGAUGGGGUGAAUUUAAACAUGGAAGGCGUGGCAAGCAGUGGCAGCAACCCUCAACCAAAGCCGCUUUCGAGAACCGAGAAGAAUGUCAUCAUGACCUUGCUGAUUGUGGUAGUAAUGUACAUCAUUUGCUGGUCGCCUAACCAAAUUUACUACUUCUUUUUCAAUCUCGGUGUGAACGUCGGAGUUGAUGUGGAAAUCAAUGGCGUGUUUUUCCAGUACACGGUGGUAUCAGUGUGUUGCAACAUGUGCGUGAACCCGUUCAUCUAUGCCGCAAAAUUGAAGGACUUCAGAGACGAUGCAGCAAAGCUGCUCCGCUGUGGCUCAAGCAAGAAACCCGCCUUUGUAUCGGUUGCCUGA
This is a messenger RNA of Saccoglossus kowalevskii, 1059 nucleotides long. RefSeq names its product galanin receptor 2b-like. Gene Ontology annotation, biological process: G protein-coupled receptor signaling pathway. The record is from RefSeq and is a predicted model, not a curated record. Gene Ontology annotation, cellular component: membrane. Gene Ontology annotation, molecular function: G protein-coupled receptor activity. NCBI's taxonomy places the organism in Eukaryota, Metazoa, Hemichordata, Enteropneusta, Harrimaniidae.